Gekko japonicus is the source of this 1510-nucleotide messenger RNA. It is a transcript of the gene SGK2, whose product is annotated as serum/glucocorticoid regulated kinase 2. NCBI's taxonomy places the organism in Eukaryota, Metazoa, Chordata, Lepidosauria, Squamata, Gekkonidae. Bases 89 to 1180 code for a protein of 363 amino acids. Gene Ontology annotation, molecular function: ATP binding; protein serine/threonine kinase activity. Gene Ontology annotation, biological process: protein phosphorylation. The transcript is spliced from 13 exons. The record is from RefSeq and is a predicted model, not a curated record.
CAUAAAACACGGGCGAGAGCGAAUAGAACAGAGUAUCAAAGCCUCCAAUUCCAGGCUGUGCUCCUAUGUUGAAAGAGCAGCUUUCUUAAUGGAUCGUUCCAGAAGCCCAGAUCGUAAUGGCCAGUCAACAUUGCCAACUAACAACAUCAACCUUGGACCUUCUGCAAAUCCCAAUGCCAAGCCAACAGAUUUUGACUUCCUAAAGAUAAUUGGCAAAGGUAGCUUUGGAAAAGUCCUUCUGGCAAAACACAAGUCUGAUGGACGGUUCUAUGCUGUGAAAGUUCUGCAGAAGAAAUCUAUUAUCAAGAAAGAAGAGCAAAAUCACAUCAUGGCUGAACGCAAUGUGCUGCUGAAGAAUGUGAAACACCCCUUCCUGGUGGGGCUCCAUUAUUCCUUCCAGACAAAAGAGAAGCUCUACUUUGUACUGGACUAUGUAAAUGGAGGAGAGCUGUUCUUCCACUUGCAAAGAGAGCGUUGCUUCCGUGAACCUCGAGCACGUUUCUAUGCGGCUGAAAUGGCCAGUGCAGUGGGGUACCUCCAUUCAUUGAACAUUAUCUACAGGGACUUAAAACCUGAAAAUAUCCUCUUGGACUGUCAGGGUCAUAUUGUACUAACAGAUUUUGGACUCUGUAAAGAAGGAAUGGAGCCAGAGGAAACAACAUCUACAUUCUGUGGCACCCCAGAGUAUUUGGCUCCAGAAGUGCUGAAGAAAGAGCCCUAUGACAGAACAGUGGACUGGUGGUGUCUUGGAGCAGUUCUCUAUGAAAUGCUGUUUGGCUUGCCUCCCUUUUACAGCCGAGAUGUGUCUCAGAUGUACGACAACAUUCUGUAUAAGCCACUGCAGAUUCAAGGAACCAAGACCAUGGCAGCUUGUGACAUCCUGCAAGGACUUCUCCAUAAAGACCAGAAGCAGAGGCUUGGAGCCAAAACUGACUUUCUUGAAAUAAAGAACCAUGUGUUCUUCAGCCCCAUAAACUGGGAUGACUUGUAUCAUAAGAGAAUCACUCCUCCAUUCGAUCCCAACGUGGCCGGCCCUGCUGAUCUACGGCAUUUCGACCCAGCGUUCACUCAGGAAGCUGUCUCCAGCUCCAUCAUCCGCUCCCCUGACUUUGCAGCCAGCAGUUCCAGCACCACAGAUGCUUUCCUGGGUUUUUCUUAUGCACCAAAUGAUGAAAGUUAAUGCUGGCAAGGCUCGGUCUCUCCCCGCCCCUGCCUUUUAUAGCUUGAUUUCAUUUCACUGGAAAGACAGCCGCAACAGUCCAACUAACUCUCUUACUGGAACAGAACCAGUUCAGUUUUGAACUGUAGGAAACAUCACAAUAUGAAUGUUCCUCUAGCAGAGGAAAAACUGAUUAUUCUAGUUAGACCUUUAAUUACACAGUUGUGCCAAAAUUAAGUCACCUGGGAAUGCAGGAUAACCUUGGCUUGUCCUGGGCCUAUUAAGGGGGACCCGAGGUAUGCUAGUUAUUCUGGCCUCAGUCACUGCAAGUUUCUUACCCACAAGUUCAGA